Cucumis sativus (cucumber) is the source of this 686-nucleotide messenger RNA. RefSeq names its product subtilisin inhibitor CLSI-I. Bases 50 to 403 code for a protein of 117 amino acids. Lineage: Eukaryota; Viridiplantae; Streptophyta; Magnoliopsida; Cucurbitales; Cucurbitaceae. Gene Ontology annotation, biological process: response to wounding. Gene Ontology annotation, molecular function: serine-type endopeptidase inhibitor activity. The record is from RefSeq and is a predicted model, not a curated record. The transcript is spliced from 2 exons.
CGGGCUGUACAAAAUAUGUGUACAUAUAUAUACACAAAACAUUAUUGUGAUGACUUUUAUUGCUUUAGAUUUUGGGUUCUGGCUGUAUAGUUUUUCAGAAUGGGUGAAGAUAACCAAAAGAGCAAGGCCCCUCAAUAUCAGAAGGUGGGUGAAUCAACAACCUCCAUCAUUCCUAGAGCUAAUGCAAUUAUUUCAACCCGAGCCACCAGAGAAUAAGGUAUGGCCGUCAUUAGUGGGUUUGACAGCAGAAGAGGCAGAGAAGAAGAUAAAGGAAGAAAUGCCAGAGGUUUAUGUUACAGUGGUUCCUCCUAAUCAUGCCAUAACUUUUGAUCUUCGAUUUAACCGUGUUUGGCUAUUCGUUGAUUCUUCUGGCAAAGUUAGACAAACACCUUCUAUUGGUUAAGAGCUCAGAUUUGUUUGGAGUGACUUUUCAAAUAUUUAAGAAUGCUUCUUUUGUAACAAUAACCAGUUAAGAACUCUUUUUUCUUUUUAGUAACUUUUAGUAUUUGGAAAGUAUUAUUCCAAACAGGCUGUUAGGUUAAGAUCAUUUCUGUGCAUGCACUGCUAAGAAGCUAUUCAACUCAAAUUAUGUUUUUAGCUGUUAAUUCAGUACUCCAUCUAAAUUUUGAAGUUUUUUCUUAAAACCACACAUUUACAUGUGCAGUAAAAAUAACCCUCUUCUAUCA